Molecule: messenger RNA, 2393 nt
Organism: Hippocampus comes (tiger tail seahorse)
Lineage: Eukaryota; Metazoa; Chordata; Actinopteri; Syngnathiformes; Syngnathidae
Gene: nim1kb
Product: NIM1 serine/threonine protein kinase
Exons: 4
Coding region: 670-1995 (441 amino acids)
Biological process (GO): intracellular signal transduction; protein phosphorylation; microtubule cytoskeleton organization
Cellular component (GO): cytoplasm
Molecular function (GO): tau-protein kinase activity; ATP binding
Source: RefSeq, a predicted model, not a curated record
CUGGUUGCCAGCCAGUAGCGAAGAUGCUUUAUUUGUCUUUUUCUAAUUCACCUUUCCAGGAAUUCAGACGCUUGAGAGUCGAGGUGUGCCCGCUUUACUGCUCGCCGUGUCGGAACACCUGAAUGGAGAAGCUCCUCCUGGUGAAGCUUUGACACGACGCUUUGUAAUCUCAUUAUCUGUGCUACUCAGACGAGCGUUUGAGAGGGAGCCCAGCACUAAUCUCACCAGGAACAUUUUGUAAGAAGGUUGCGUAACGUUUCAUCUCCCAAAAGCGAGUAGAUCACUUGUCGCCACAUGCGACACAGCCACGCGCGACACACAGAAAGCAUCCACAAUUCACCGCUAUCACAUUUGCCGUGAAUGCGGUCGCGCCUCAUUUUUUGUUUGUUGUUGUGAGCUGAUAUCAGCCUUUUUCGAGGGUUGGGACAAACUGAAAGAGCACUCAAGUUCAUGACCCCAGAAUUAAAACAUCUUCCCUCAAUGAGGCAAAAAGCGAACGGAUGGGUGGAGCUGAGGGGUGUGGCCUGAGAAGCCUUCCUCCUCAUCAGAGUUUUGUCGUCCAUCGGAGCGUUGUGAUGGGUAACGAUUCCAAGGUCGGCAGUUCGUGUUACCCCCCCAAAAUGGACAUCGCAGCUGUGUUUUGAUGCCCACCAGCAGUUUGGAAACUUGAUGAAAGCAUCACCAAAGAUGCCUGCAGGACAGAUCCAGGUAGCCAGCCCCAAACUCCACCACAGCCUUUACAGCCUGACCGACAGCUCAGACCCCGAACCGGAGGGUGAGGAAGCAGAUGGCCCGCUGUGCCUUACCCCGCUGCAGAAGCUCACGAUGGACAUGCACAAGGACGACCGAACCAUCAAGGAACUGGUCAUCGGCCGCAGGGUCGGCUUCUACAAAGUCAGAGGAGAGAUUGGCCACGGGACCUUCUCCAGAGUCAAACUGGCUUUUCAUGCGCUCACAAAAGAUAAAGUGGCCCUUAAAAUCCUGGACAAGACGAGAUUUGACAACCAGGCCCAGCGACUUCUCUCCAGGGAAGUCGGCAGCAUGAACUCCUUGCAGCACCCCAACGUGAUCCGUCUCUAUGAAGUCGUGGAGAUGCCGAGCCGCCUCUACCUGGUGCUGGAGUACGCCGGUGGCGGAGACCUCCACAACAAGAUUUGCAAUGAGGGAAAACUUGCCGACAACACCAGCAAGAUCACAUUCUCCCAGAUUCUCUCAGCCAUUAAAUAUAUGCACAACAAUAACAUCGUCCACCGAGACCUGAAGGCCGAAAAUGUUCUGUUCACCGCCAGCGGCUGCGUGAAGGUGGCAGACUUUGGAUUCAGCACGCAGGUUUCCAAGCGCAGCGAUACGCUGGACACCUUCUGCGGCUCGCCCCCGUAUGCCGCCCCGGAGCUCUUCAGGGACGAGUGCUACCUGGGCCCUCCCGUGGACGUGUGGGCAAUGGGGGUCCUCCUUUUCUUCAUGGUGACCGGCACCAUGCCGUUUCGUGCCGAAACCAUGGGCAAGCUGAGGCGAUGCGUCAUCCAGGGCACCUACAGUAUCCCCCCCUGGGUUCCCGGCCCCUGUCAGAGGCUCAUCAGGGGCAUCUUAAAGGCAGAUCCCCUUGAGCGUUGUGCCGUUGACCAGAUGCUGGGUUGCGAUUGGCUAUUGCCUGUGGAAUUCCCAUGGUCCUUGGCAUCUCCGGAACCAGCCAGCCCACUGCAAGGCCUGUCGGAUUCGGAAAGUAGAGACCUUGUGGAGGAGGAGGAGACGGAGGAGGUCAGGUGCUCCCUGGAGAAGCUGGGGUUUACCUCGGCACACCUGCUGAACAAUCAUUUGAAUAACUGCCGCAGCCCCCUUACGGGGGUCUAUCGAAUCCUGCUGCACCGGGCGCAAAGGAGGAGGGGCUGUGACAGUCUGCCGGUGGUUCGAGGGAUGGUGAGGGACCCCAAGCGGGAGGGACUUCGAGCAUACCGGGGCCUCAGGCACACCUCCAAACUCUGCGUGCUUUCAUAAUAUAAAGAUCUCCGUUCAGCGGAUCUUUGGACUGAUACCAGUUUUGUGUUUCUGUUGAUUUCAAUCGUUUUUCUACAGACCCGCCCAAAGGUAUUGCAACGGCACGGUCAAUUCCUCUGGUUUUGUUCUACGCCGAAAGCACUUGGGUUUCACAUCAAAUAUGAAUUUGAGACAAAAGUUCAGAAUUCGAGGUUUUAAUCCCUGGGAUUCACAUCUCGAUGUGUUAAACGACUCUUAUUCAAAAAUGUCCCCAUAAGGUUUUUUUGGGGGGGAUAACUUACAAUACAAUACAAGAGAUGUGCAUUUUCUAAUUCUCUGUUUCCUUGAUUCCACAUCCUCUCCGAUGUUGCUGUAUUUUUACUUGUUUUUAAGUCAAUAUAUCUAAAAAAUACAAGGUC